AUGAAAGCUCUUUUAUCCAAUUACUUCUCUUUCUUAAACCUCUCUGCCAUAUCCAAAGGUUCAAUCUCAGUGACACAAUCCAUUGCAGUGAUACUAGUAAUUCUCACAUUACUUUACAUUUGUUUCAAAUCCACAAGUGUCUACCUUAUUGACUAUGUUUGUUAUUUACCUCCUGAUAAUUUGAGACUUCCUCAUUCCCAUUUCAUAGAACACUUUAAUCUGUGUAACUUUGAAAAAGAAACCAUAGAAUUUCAUACCAAAGUAUUGGAGAAAUCCGGUAUUGGAGUCGAGGCUUGCAUGCCAGAAUCGGUUCAUGAGCUCCCGCCUGAUAAUUCUGUAAAGCAUGCACAAGCAGAAACCGAAAUGGUUCUUUUCACAAUCGUCGAUGAUCUUCUUUCGAAACACAAUGUGCAUCCUAAGAGCAUCGACAUCCUUGUGUCAAAUUGUAGCCUUUUCUGUCCCACACCAUGCAUUACCUCGACCAUCAUUAACAAGUUUGGAUUUCGAAGUAAUGUAAAAUGUUUCAGCUUAAGUGGAAUGGGUUGCAGUGCUGGGUUGUUGUCAGUAAGCUUGGUGAAAGAUCUUCUAAAAGUUCACAAAAACUCUCUGGCUUUAAUUCUAAGCAUGGAAGCUGUAGCUCCAAAUGGAUAUAAUGGCAAUACGAAAUCCAAGCUUAUCGCGAACGCGCUGUUCCGAAUGGGAGGAGCAGCCAUUUUACUAUCCAACAAAAAUCAAGACAAGGGAAUAGCCAAGUACAAACUUCAACAUCUUGUGAGAACACAUUUGGGGUCAAAAGACAAAGCAUAUCAGUCUGUUUAUCAGGAACCUGACAAAAACAAUAUUGUAGGCGUUUCCCUUUCGCGAUCGCUGUUAAGUGUAGCUUCUUCAGCUCUGAGGAUCAAUAUAAUAAACUUAGGUCCUCUUGUCUUGCCAUAUUCCGAGCAACUUCGAUAUGGGUUAUCGAUGAUUCACAGAAAAAUAUGGACAGCAGAUGAUAAAGAAACGUACGUACCGAAUUUCAAGAAGGCGUUUGAGCAUUUCUGUAUACAUGCAGGAGGUAAGACAGUAAUAGACGGCAUAGUGGAAAAUCUGAAGCUGCAUAGGGAAGAUGGAGAAGCUUCAAGGAUGGCAUUAUAUAGAUUUGGAAAUACUUCAUCUUCUUCUUUGUGGUAUGAACUAAGCUAUUUGGAAGCAAAAGGAAGAGUAAAGAAAGGACAUAAAGUUUGGCAAAUUGGGUUUGGAAGUGGAUUCAAGUGUAACAGUGCAGUGUGGAAGUGCCUUUCUGAUAUUGAUCCAAAUGUGAAGAGUGCAUGGUCUGAUAGAAUCCAUUUGUAUCCAAUUGAGAUACCUGUGUUUGACUGUUGA
Molecule: messenger RNA, 1365 nt
Organism: Lathyrus sativus (Indian pea)
Lineage: Eukaryota; Viridiplantae; Streptophyta; Magnoliopsida; Fabales; Fabaceae
Source: the annotation of a GenBank genome assembly